AAACAUGUUUUAAAUUAGUCAGUUGAUUUUUUCUUUAGUUUUGUUGUUGUUUAUCAGUGUAAAUAACAAUUUUAAAACUCUCUUUCAUAUUAACGAGAAAGCUUUAAGUGUUCUGUGAUUAAAGAUACUGUUUAUGUGCAUGUCAUUAUUAAAAGUUUUUUAGUGUGUUUGACUAAUCAAAAAUGUCUUGUUUCUCGACAUGAUUACGAAUAAAACUAACAGAGUGCAAGCUAUUAAAAGUAAAUUUGAGAGCCUGAAUCACGCGAGUGAACCACUAAUUGUCAAGAAGACUGUUCAACGAGAACAGCUGGGUAAACAAAAGUCAUACCCCACUCAAAAUGGUGGCAGUUUUGAAGAACACUUCCAUAAGGAUAGUUACGACAAAUCGUCGUUUAACGACAAAAUGCGGCAAGAAUCUGACUCAUCCGCCGAAGACUGGCCGGCUGCACCUAACCUAAGUUAUUUAUAUAAUAAAAGUGACGUUAAACGCAGUGUAAGUGAUAUAAAAACAGCCCUAAGCCGGCAAUCCAGUGACCCCGGUAAAAAACUCCAUAGAAGUCACGCAUUUCGCUGUGACAGGAGCAAGAUCCAGCCUCAAAGACACGGCAGUUGCAACGGCAGAAGCGAAACCAGUGAUUUUACUCUAAAAAUGGAUAAAAAGCUAAGCAAUGAACGGUUAAAAAAGCUUGGAAACUUGUUAGAAGAUCAGAUGAAGAAAGAAAACUUUGUAGUGCCUAAAAAUAGCUCUGUCUUACAUGACUCUAUACCGAAUUCCGAGGUGCCAAAACAUAUUCUAGAUCAGUAUGCAAUGAUUAUUAAAACUAGGAAAAAAGAAGAGGCGAAACAAGAGGCGAUGACGGACAGCGGAGUUAGUUCAGAGACUGAAAAUUUAGAUGAUGACAAAUCUAAUAGAGUAAAGAAGUUAAAAUCUCAUUUUGAGGCUGAGACGGAGCCCGACAAAGAUUCCGAAGAAUCUAAAGAUUCUAUGACUGAAUUAAAAGACUCUGUCAUUGAAACAGAUUUCGACUCGAAACCAGGCUUAGAAUUUAAACCAAACUUAUCUUCCAUGAAUGACUUAUGCGCCUCCAGUGAAACAAUGCGUUUAGAACGCAAAAAUCCACAUCUAAUCCUAACUGAUACUUUAAAGAAGGCUCUUAAACAGCCGUUACCGUCUGGUCCGCCUCCAAAGAAACCACCUAGAAUUUUAGUGACACCGGAAAAGAAAAAAGACACUAAACAAAUGUUGCAAAAGUUAGAACAAGUCUUAGAACAGAGGGCAGCACAGAAAGUUAAAAAUAUCUAUGAUAUCGCUGAGACUAACUUAAGUGUACAAAGGCCGAAGGAAAUGCACUAUUUGUGUACUGAAAUUUUAGAUAUAACAAAUAGACCUCUAGUACCGAUUCAGACACAAAACGAUUCACUUGCCAAUUGCUUUAACGCUUUAAACUGUGCUAUUGGUAACUCGACAACAAGUCUACCGUACACAAGAUUGAGCGGAGCAUUCUCGAACCGUAACUCUAGAUUUUGUUCAUGUAGCGAUGAAAGUUUACACAUAGACUCCUUUCUGAAGGAGAAAAAGUGUGCAAAAUGUGUCGGUAAUGACGGGAAGAACUUUAAAUGCCAUUUAAAAUGUAAAUGUAAGGAGUCGGAGUUCUUUGUAGAAAAGGAGCAUGUGUAUGAUGUGCCGAUUGUUGAGAAGAAAUAUGGUACUAUAAACAGCUCGAAGAUGAAGCACAGGAGUUUGGAGAAUAUUAAGAUGGAUGAGGAAAUCAUCUACGACACCCCCCACCACUCUCGCCCCACCACCCCCGAGCCGACCGACUUCCAAAAACUGCGCGACAACUUCGAGAAACCAGCGUUGAAACCGAAACCGAUACUGAAACCGAAGAGUUUCGAGAACAUCUGCGAGUCGGGGCAGCAGAAGAGGUUUAAGAAAUACGCUACGGAGAGGAAAAGUAGGAGGUUGGAUGGGAGUGAAGUGAGAUUUGGGAAGGAGAAGAGCGUUCAGUUGGACGUCGAUAGACAAAAUUUGAAUCGCCUAAUGAACGAGAUCUACGAAACCGUCUCCGCAUGCAACAUGGAUGAGAACAAGCCAGGCAGCUUCCCGACCGAAUCAUCUGACAGCACCAGCGAAGAUUCAGUAAAACUGACCCGCAACCUCACUGAAAAACGCAAAAACUACGUUCGCCGGGUUUCCUCGCGCGUGGCCUACACAGACCCUAAAAACAGGACCCGGUUUAGACACCAGACCUCAGAUUGUUCCUAUAAAUCUGAUACGACCACUGAGGCACCGCGGUACUCUACGUUCCGGUCUUGGAAAAGUUUUAGGACAUCACAAGUUAAUGUGAACGACAUGGACUGCGAACCCCCAGAGCUUACAGAGAGGGGGGUGGACGACAAAACGGGGUGCGGCGGGGUCGGGCAGAGCGGAGGCCUAUUCGACGCGUGUCUGCUCGUCGGCCUCAACUGCAUGGCCGGAGAGGCCUAUGUCAAGAGCGUGUUCCCUAAACAAGUUCAGGUGCCCCCACACAUAGAAAACCUAGUGUUUCCCGAAACUCUUAGCUCAGCCUGCAAGGAAUGGGCGCCUGAAGCGAAAUGUGCCCAGUGCUACUCCCUAGUCCUAACUGACGAGAGAGGCGAACGGUCUUAUGGUUACUGCCGACGUGUGCUACCAGAGGGCGCCACAGUCUGUCUACCGUUAUGCUACUGUAUUAUAGGGAAAUACAGAGCACCUGGAUUUUAUUAUAAGGUGCUCCAAGAAAUAGAAUCUCACCACGGCAGCUCAGACGUGGAAAUAAACAGCAUACUCCAACAGCUGUUCCACACCGACUUCCCAUCGCCAGGAGAAGAGUUAACCAUCCACCACGUUCGUCCUACGCGAAGCAGUCUACAUAUAGAGACGGAAAAGGCAAAAACAAUGCCAGAUUUCCGGCACACUGUGACUGAGAAGGAUAUGGCGGCGUUUUAUGAUUUUGAGGGCAUGAAAGAAAAUCAGAGGACGCGGACAAUAAAACGGCCUCUAGAGCCUCGAGCGGACGAAGACAAUGUGUCCAUAUUAUUGGACACCCUGGGCGCCGGUCUGCUGAUCAAGGUUUUUGGCUCUCUACUGCUGGAAAGGAAAGUUAUCAUCAUCAGUGACCAUUUAAGUCUGCUCUCGUCAUGCCUCGAAGCCCUCCAAACCUCCUUGUACCCCUUCGUGUGGCAGCAGCCCCUCAUCUCGGCCAUACCGGCCGAAAUACAGAGGGACGUUUUAGAAGCACCCCUGCCUAUGUUAGCGGGGCUACUCAAGACGGGAGACUUGGAUACUAGCGGAGUUCUUUUUGAAGAGGGCAUGCUGAUAGACCUAACCCAGCAAUCCAAAGUGAUAUUCUACCAAGGCGACGAGUCCACAAUCUUACCAACAUACAGCUACAAAUCUCUAAAAACUACUAUCCAAAUGGAAACCAGACAAAAAGACAAACAGGACACUAAGACCAGAAAUGUGAUGAUAUCUGAGGCUUUCCUGAGAUUUUUCGUUGAUGUUUUGGGAGGGUACGAGAAGUGCUUUAAGGAGGGGGUGAAAGGGGAUGGAGAGAUGGGGAACUGUGGGGUUAUUUUUGAUAAAGAGUCCUUCAUAAAAAACGCGCCAUCAAAACAGAACCAAUACUUCCUAGAAUGGUUCACGGAAACCGCCAUGUUCAACCACUUCAUACAAAACAUGGCGGCCAUACAUACAAACAAACAAAACAACAACGUACCGUUAGUCGACACGCCUUUACCUAAUUUCUAUGAGUUAUUCGAAGAAAGAGUCCGCAGUAGGGGAAGGAUGGAAAAGAUGGACGGUAAGGGAUAUUAUAAAACGGCUAUGAACAAAAAAGUUAGGUUAUUGAAAACAAAAUUGAGGGAGUUAGUUAAUUAGUUUUUAGUUUUUAUGAUAAGUUAUUGGAAAAAAACCGGCCAAGUGCGAGUCGGACUCGUACACCGAGGUUUCCGUACUUUUUAGUAUUUGUUGUUAUAGCGGCAACAGAAAUACAUCAUCUGUGAAAAUUUCAACUGUCAAGCUAUCACUGUUCAUGAGACACAGCCUGGUGACAGACGGACAGCGGAGUCUUAGUAAUAGGGUCCCGUUUUUACCCUUUGGGUACGGAACCCUAAGAACAUGUUGUCAUAAUACACAACAUGUCACAGCUCACACACAUCAUCACACACACACAGCACACACACAUUUCACAGCUGUUGGAUCUCCAAAUAAAUAAAAUAAAUAAAUAAAAUAAUAUGUCAACACCAACUACUGGGGACUAGGAACAUUUUUUUUUUAUUAAUUCAAAAAAUUUACACAGCAUUACAGCGAACUAAUACACUGAGAAAUUUAUAAUAGAAAGUAUUUAUACAUAUACGACACAGGCUCACCACAAUCUGAGUGUCUAUCGUGGAACAAGAAAAUUUCUUUAUCUAACAUCAGAGAUGCACUCUGCAAGACUUGCAUAUUCGAGCGAUAAAGAGGCAGAUAGCGAAUUAGCCUCAUGCAUGAAGUUUAUAUUUGAACGAAAUAUGUUUUAUUCGGAUGUUUGUUACCGUUAUAUCAUGUUACAAAUGCAUUUCCGUUUUUAAAUUACCAUUUAAUUACUUAAAAUUAUAAAUAAAAAGUACAAAAAUUUGCCCGCGAAAAGCUAGUGAGCGAAACGCUCGAAACGCCACGUGACGUCACGCGUUCGACAGAUUAGUGUCAUUAGUAGCAAACGUCAGUUGGGCCGCCCAACGUGUGACGUCAUCACGCUCUGUCGAAUUCGCGCCAAAAAUUAUGAGCGUUUCAACCGCUCAAAAAUUUUUAACAUUUUAAUUAUUUUUUAAUAAAAUAAUGUUAAGGUUUACAAAAGUAUUUUUAUCAUUUCCGGUGUUCCAACUAUAUAAAUUAUGAAUCCAAAAAUAAAAAUAAAUUCAUGCAUGGAGCUAAUUUUCGGAUUCGCGUUUCCCGGUAGGUCCUCUGUAAACAAACCGCCUUGAUGCAUCAAUGUCAUAUUUUAUUAUCUCUGAAAACUUGUAAAAAACCUAGGUACAGUAUGUAUGUUACUCUAUGGUUUACUAAAAAAGCUUGUCCUGCACUCUGGUGGCGGAACAUUGCAGUAAUAUCCCCUAUUAGUAACUUGUAAAGUAGCAUAGUUGCGCGAGAGAAACGGCAAACAAAUCGCCGCUAUACUUACUCAACCUCGUAUCUGCAACACUCAUUUGAUGACAAAAACACCCGUAUUCCGAAUGAAAGAAAAGCGACAUUUCCAUCAAAUGAUUGUUGCAGAUAUGAGGUUGAGUAAGUAUAGCGACAAAUACUGUUAUGUGUGAUUGGGCAAUAGCAUCCGUACAUGAAUAAUUGGUUGAUACAAUUUUGAUGUUAGCAAAGAUAGAUAUAACUCCGUAAUAGAUGGAUACAGUCUAAGGAAAAAACGUGCCUCGAAAAUCAAGAAAAUUUGAUUCUCGUUCAGAGGGCGCUACUAGCUUUAGCCAACUGUCGUAUAGAUGGCGUUGGCGGUUUCGUUUGUUAUUUAACAAUUUUAACGCAUAUCAGUGAAAGAACGGGUCAAAAUCAUAAAAAUAAUUAAGUAAUGCAAAUAAAAAAAAUCAUUUAUCCAUAUUUAAAUACAUUUUACCGUAUUUUUAUGAAACUUCAUUUUUAGUUUAGAAGUGUGUCGACAGAUGGCAGUGAAUUUACUGGAGUUACAAAAUUUACUAUGACAGUACCACUCUAGGAUAAGUUACUCUAUGAUGUUAGUCUCAUAGCAGGUUUUAAUGUAUUUGUAGCACUUUUCACACAAAGUUUUCUCUUAUUUUGCAUCAGCAUGCAAAAUGCAAUUAAAAGACAUUAAAUUAUUAUAAAUUAUAAUAGUAACGCAAAAUAUUUUUUUGCAAAAUGUUUAGAAAUCUUUGAUGUCUUGAACUCUUCUGUCUAUUUUAACUUGAAAUGUAUAGAAUAUAACUCGAAACAAUCAAUUAUUUCUAACAAUGAAUUUCUUUGACAAUAUUAUAUACUAAAUAAUACAUGACGACUAAUCCCUUUGACAUGCUUGUAACCAAAAUACUGCUUAUGGUAGUCGACAUAUGUGCCAUUCUCAACCAAAAGGGUACUUAUUCUCGGUUGUUAAUAAGGCGCUAUUUCCAUAUAGCUUCAAUUUGAAAUCAACCUUAUCGACAAGCGACAAUGUGGUACCAUUUGGUUGAAAACGUCACAUAUAUCGUCAAGUAGCGGAUUUAUCAGUACCGCUACUUGACACUAGAUGUCUCUAGUGUCGCGACAAACGAAAAGUGUAUUGCUCGACCAUAGGGAAUAUUACGCGAAUCUCUGCGUAGGGGGCGCCAUUACCACAAACUGAGGGUCUAUCGCGAAACAAGAAAAUGGAAAAUUUAGUUGUCUAACAUCUCUGUCACUCUUGCAUAUUCGAGCGAUAAAGAGGCAGAUAGCGAAAUUUCGGAUUCGCGUUUUCCGGUAGAUCCUCUGUAAACAAACCGCCUUGAUGCAUCAGUGUCAUAUUUUAUUAUCUCUGAAAACUUGUCAAAAUCCUGUUAAAGGCACAGUAUGUAUAAGUUACUCUAUGGUUUAUCAAAAAGGCUAGUGCUGCACUCCGGUGGCAGAACAUUGCAGUAAUAUCCCCUAUUCACAACUAAUAUUACAAGCGAAAGGAGUUGAAAAUAGAGUUCCGGUUAUAAAUAAGCAGUAUUUUGGUUACAAGUAUGUCAAGACUGUCAAGAGGAUAGGUCGUGUAUGUUUAGUCUAUGACAAUAUUAAGCAUAAGUACGCAACGAAAUCUCAGUUUAAAUAAGAAUAUCACUUUUAAUAAGAAGUUGUUGAUUGUGUGAUGAAGACAGUAGAACGGUGGGGACAGAUGGAAAUACACCAAAUAAUAUUAAGUCAAUAAAUAAAAAUGGGUACAAUACAAAUCCUCUUCAUUGCACAACCUCGGAAUAAUACAAUUCCAAUAAUACAUUUUCGAAGUACUAAAAAUAAAGAAUGUGCCUUCCCAUCCAAAUUUUUUAUCUAUUCUCAUUUUAUCAGGCGUUACUAGCAUUCUAUCUAUUGUCUUUAUCGCGUGAUAAAUCUGACACCGCCUUCCACGUGAUAUUUCACCUGUCGCUUUCGCACUUUACUAAAUAGAGAGUGACGGAUAAUACAUGGAUGUUUGUCGCAUUAUCUAUUACAGAAGCAGAAUACAUGGCAUUUGGUUCUUGAUAAAAAGUUUGAGGCUUUUUUUACAGUUAAAUUAAGUUAUAUCGACAAGCGUGAUUGUUGUAUAAAUGGGGUAUUUUCUAUGAAAAGGGACCUUAUUGUCGAUGGCGCUUGCGCCGCACAGCGUCGCGCGGCAUUGUAUUUAUAUCGGGGCAUCGUUAAUAAUGGCGUAAGCGCCAUCGACAAUAAGGUCCCUUUUUAUAGAAAAUACCAGAAAUGAAUUGUUAUUGUUAUUUAAUUGGAAAUUGUAUUACUAAGAUCGAUUACAAAAAAUAAAUAUGAAACUUUAUCAAGAGUCCCCGGCAAGCUCGGUUCUCCAUACAAACGUAGUCACGCUCUCAUUUUAAAACUACUAGCUAGUUUGCUCUGAAACUUUGUACUUACAAUAGGAUAAGGUAUAUCUAUGUCUGUAAUUGGUUUAUGUAGCUUCAGAUACCAUAGUUAAGAAAAUACAGCGAAUUUAAGUUUUUCAUAUAAAACUUGUUUUUGCUUUAUUUCAUUUUAUUUAUAUACUUGAGCUAUAUAAACUAAUUACAGACCUAGAUAUACCUUAUCUAUAUACCUUAAUUACCUUAUAAAUACAACAAAAUUAAAUUUAUAUACAAUGUGUUUAUUUUUUUUUUAAAUUUAGUGAUGUGACAACCAAUAAUUCUUAACUGAUAUUUUCCUAUCCUGAGAAUUAGUUAAUAUGUAUUUUAAACAUUGGUCACUUUUUGUGUUCGAUCUUAGUAUUUUCAUGAGUUUCAUGACAUUUUUUUAAAUAAAUCGUAUUUUUGUCACGUUAAUUGAGUAUAUACAGGGUGGCUAAAAAAUAAGUGCAUUACCGUUGCCAGGGUGUUUUUGGGAUUAUACUGAACAACUUUUACUAUGGGACCAACCCCGAAAUCGCGAAAAAAAAUUUGGCUGUUUUAUACAUUUUGGCUGGUCCAUUUUCUAUGGGAGGGUAAAUUUUUUUAUCGCGAUUUCGUGGUUAGUACGUAAAAGAUGCUCAGUAAAAUCCCAAAACCUCCCUAGCAACGGGAAUGCACUUAUUUUUUAGCCACCGUAUAUAUACAAUAGUUUUACAUACACAUAUCAUACAAGCCUUAGAGAUGUGCCUGAUUUUGUAUAUUAUUUUAUAUCUUAGUUAUGUAAAACGUAUGAUAAUUAUUAGUUUUAAUGCAAUAAAAUAAUAUUGUAAAGUAAU
This is a messenger RNA of Cydia strobilella, 8378 nucleotides long. RefSeq lists its product as uncharacterized. Bases 200 to 3898 code for a protein of 1232 amino acids. Lineage: Eukaryota; Metazoa; Arthropoda; Insecta; Lepidoptera; Tortricidae. The transcript is spliced from 12 exons. The record is from RefSeq and is a predicted model, not a curated record.